Messenger RNA from Oxyura jamaicensis (ruddy duck), 1885 nucleotides. RefSeq names its product acyl-CoA synthetase family member 2 (gene ACSF2). Gene Ontology annotation, molecular function: medium-chain fatty acid-CoA ligase activity. The coding region runs from base 86 to 1855 and encodes 589 amino acids. Gene Ontology annotation, biological process: fatty acid metabolic process. The record is from RefSeq and is a predicted model, not a curated record. Lineage: Eukaryota; Metazoa; Chordata; Aves; Anseriformes; Anatidae. The transcript is spliced from 16 exons.
CGCACCGCCCCCGCCGCCGCCCGGCCCGGCCCCCCCCCCCCCCCCGCCCCGUUGCCACCGCCCGGCUCCCGGUGCCCCCGGACUCAUGGCCACCGCCGCCCGGCUCGCAGCGCUGCCCCGCCGGGCGCUGCUCCUCCUGAGCGGCCGUGCCCUGCACACAAGGAGACCCGCCGCAUCCCAGCGGGCGACCAACAGCUAUGUCCAAGGGACCGUAGACAUUCCGCUUCUAAACAAAACCGUGGGCCAGUGCCUGGACGAGACGGCUGAGCGAUUUCCUGACCGUGACGCCUUCGUCUUCGUCCGAGAUGGGGUUCGGAAGACGUUUGCUCAGUUCAAAGAGGAGGUGGACCAAGCAGCAGCUGGACUUCUGGCUCUUGGCCUGAAGAAAGGAGACCGGCUAGGAAUGUGGGGUCCCAACAAAUACGAGUGGGUUCUCAUGCAGUUUGCAACUGCCCAGGCAGGAAUCAUCCUGGUAUCUGUGAAUCCCGCCUAUCAGGCCCUUGAGCUGGAGUUUGUCAUCAGGAAGGUUGGCUGUAAGGCACUGGUGUUUCCUACCCAAUUUAAAUCACAGAAAUACUAUGAUAUUCUAAAGCAGUCAUGUCCUGAGCUAGAAAAUUCCAGUCCAGGGGGAAUAAAGAGUAAAAGGCUGCCUGACUUAUCCGUCGUCAUUGUGGUGGACUCCAAGCUGCCUGGCACCUUCCACAUUAACGAUGUGAUGCAGGCUGCGGACAGCAGCCACGUGAAGCAGUUAAGAGCCUUACAGCAGACUCUGUCCUGCAACGAGCCCAUCAACAUUCAGUUCACUUCAGGGACAACGGGAAGCCCCAAAGGAGCCACCCUCUCUCAUAGGAACAUUGUGAAUAAUGGCAAUCUGAUUGGCCUGAGGCUGGGGAUCACAGAGCAGGACUAUCGUGUUUGCCUCCCUGCACCCCUCUAUCAUUGCCUGGCGUCAGUGGGAGGCUGCAUGGUGACGGCUCUGCAUGGUACCUCCUGCAUCUUCUCAUCUCCGAGUUUCGAGGGGAAGGCGGCACUGGAGGCGGUGUCUCAAGAGAAAUGCUCCUUUGUACAUGGCACGCCAACCAUGUUUAUAAACAUGCUCUCCCAGCCAGACUUUGACUCCUACGACCUGUCGACUCUCCGGGGAGGAGUUAUUGCAGGUUCCCCCGUUCCCCCUGAGAUCAUGAAGAUGAUUUUAACGAAGAUGCACAUGCCAGAGACUGUGGUUGCCUAUGGGACCACGGAGAACAGUCCCGUCACCUUCAUGGGAUUCCCCGAUGACAGCAUUGACAGAAAAACCAAGACGGUGGGAUACAUCUUACCCCACACGGAGGCAAAAAUCGAAGAUCCAGAAACGGGGAAGCCUGUGCCUCUGAACACUGCUGGGGAGCUUCAGGUCCGCGGCUACUGCGUCAUGCUGGGGUACUGGGACGACCCCGACAGGACAAGAGAAGUGAUCUCCGAUGAUAAGUGGUACAAGACCGGGGACAUCGCAAGCCUGGAUGAGCACGGCUACUGCAGAAUUAUUGGCCGCUGCAAGGACAUGAUUAUUCGGGGCGGAGAGAACAUCUACCCAGCUGAACUCGAGCAGUUUCUCCACACCCAUCCCAAGGUUGAGGAGGUGCAGGUGGUUGGCGUGAAGGAUUCGGUGAUGGGAGAAGAGGUCUGUGCCUGCAUCCGUGUGCGAGCCGGGCAGAGCUGCACCGUGGAAGACAUUAAAGCUUUCUGCAAAGGGAAGAUCUCCCAUUUCAAGAUCCCCCGGUACGUCGUGUUUGUCAGUCAGUACCCGCUCACCGUCUCGGGCAAGGUUCAGAAAUACAAGCUGAGAGAGCAGAUGGAGAAGCACCUUCAGCUCUGAGCUCAGGAGGGCAGAAUUUAAAAAAAAAAA